GAGUAUUGCGGUCUGCAGACAGAGAGCCAGUCAGGAGGAGGAGAACCAGAGUCCCAGCGGCUGCUCAGGAGAGUCUAAGCGGGGAAAACUGCUUCCAAUACGGGAUAACUCAGAAGUGGGAUUCCACGAUGAGUUGGGGAACGGAGCUCUGGGACCAGUUUGAUAAUCUGGACAAACACACUCAGUGGGGGAUCGACUUUCUCGAGCGCUACGCAAAGUUCGUCAAGGAGAGGCUGGACAUAGAGCAAAACUACGCCAAACAGCUACGGAACUUGGUGAAGAAAUACUGUCCCAAACGCUCAAAGGAUGAGGAGCCGAGGUUCACAUCAUGUCUCUCCUUCUACUCCAUCCUGAAUGAACUGAAUGACUAUGCCGGUCAGAGGGAGGUGGUGGCGGAGGAGAUGGCUCACAAGGUUUAUGGAGAGCUGAUGAGGUACAGCCAGGACCUCAAAGCUGAGAGGAAACACCAUCUACAGGAGGGCAGGAAGGCUCAGCAACAUCUGGAUCAUUGCUGGAAGAUGAUGGACAAUAGUAAAAAGAAGUUUGAGAGGGAGUGUCGGGAGGCAGAGAAAUCCCAGAUAACCUACGAGCGGUUAGAUAACGACAUCAACGCCACCAAGUCGGAGGUGGAGAAGGCCAAAAACCAGUUCUACGCGCGCACUCACAUGGCCGACGAGAGUAAGAACGAGUACGCCGCUCAGCUGCAGGACUUCAACGCGGAGCAGUGGAAACAUUUCAACAACGCCAUACCGCACAUCUUCAAGAAUCUACAGGACAUGGACCAACGUCGGACGGUGAAGCUUGGAGAGACGUAUCGAUGUUUUGCCGAGGCCGAGCGGAGAGUCAUUCCUAUCAUCUCCAAAUGUCUAGAGGGUAUGGUUUCUGCCGCCAAGGCUGUAGACGACAGACGGGAUUCGGUUAUUGUCAUAGAGUCAUUUAAGUCUGGCUUCGAUCCCCCGGGCGACUACCCCUUCGAGGACUUCAGUCAGAAUUUGAGCCGAACGGGUUCAGACGGGACCAUAAGCAAAGGAGAUAGAGAGAGAGAGAGAGACAAAGAUGGUACCCCGGGGCCACGAUCCGACCCUAAACACCAGACGAGCAGAACCAAGAACAAGCUGUGGCUGUUUGGGAAGAAACCAAAGUCCCCUUCCUCCUCUCCCCCUCCUCCUCCUCCACCUUCCUCCUCCUCCCGCCCCCGGCCCACCUCCACCCUUUUCCCUUCAUCCCGGUUCAACUCGGACGCUGUGAGCCACUAUUUCUCUGAGAUAAAGACUUCAGUACCGAGAAUCCCCCAGAAUUUGAGGGGCCUGAGGAGAGGGGCGCCGUCUCUUGAGGAUUUCAGCCACUUGCCCCCCGAGCAGAGGAGGAAGAGGCUGCAGCAGAGGAUCGACGAACUGAGCAGAGAGCUCCAGAAAGAGAUGGACCAGAGAGACGCUCUGAACAAGAUGAAGGACGUUUACGAGAAGAAUCCUCAGAUGGGCGACCCCGUCAGCCUGCAGCCCAAGAUAUCGGAGACCAUCUGCAACAUGGAGAAGCUGCGCUCUGAAAUCCACAAAAACGAGACUUGGUUGUCUGAGGUGGAGGGAAAGCAGAGCUCCAGGGGAGACAGAAGACACAGCGCCGACAACCACCACCACACUCCUCAAGGACGAGAGAGUCCUGAGGGCAGUUACACGGACGACACUAGUCAGGAGCACCACACUCCCCACCACCGCCCCAGCCCUGCCAGGCCCGGGCAGCCGACCCCUCACGACCCGCACGAGUUUGACGACGAGUUCGAUGACGACGACCCGCUGCCCAUCAUCGGACACUGCAAAGCACUGUACUCGUUUGACGGUCAGAACGAGGGGACGCUGGUGAUGGCAGAAGAUGAGGUGUUGUACAUCAUCGAGGAGGAUAAGGGCGACGGCUGGACGAGGGCGAGGAAGCAGAGCGGGGAGGAGGGCUAUGUUCCCACCUCCUACGUAGAAAUCACUUUGGAGAAAAACAGCAAAGGUGCCGUCACCUACAUCUGACACUGUCCUGUCUGUCAUUCCCUCCAUCUCUGCCUUCAUCUCACACCACUAUAAGGACAAAAGACAACAUCUGAACUCCCGCAUGGACGUCCUCUGUCUGUCUUCUGUUUCCUCUGUUCUGUUCUUUCAUCCCAUCUCUCCAUCUGUUUAUUCCUUUAACCCCAGUCAGUCGCUCCUCCUCCUCCUCGUCUCAUAUACGAGGGAUCUGAGGCGACUGUCUGAGCUCGGAGACAGACAGGGACCUGAAUGAGUGGUUUUCAUAUUGUAAAUGUGUGUGUGUUUGUUUGUGUGUGUGUGUGUGCGCCCCUCCUUAUCGAUCAAAGAUUGUUGUAUGUAAUAUAUUAGAGAUUAUUUUUCUUUUUAAUUAUUUUAUUUUCUGGAGACGAUCAAACUCCCUAAUUUUAAACUCUUUUGUUUCGUUUAUGUGUCGACAUCAUUUGAAGUGAUUUUAUUUGUCUUUAUUUCUGUCUGAUCGCAGUGUUUCUCUGUGCCAUCACAGUCGGGAUUUAACCGCAGUAGUACAAUCAAAAAAAAAAAGACUCCUGGCAUCAUUUUUUUUAUUUUUAUUUUUUAAUUAGUCAACAAUUUCCACAAAAACUGGCCUCCUUAUCAGCUGUUUCCUACUGAAUUUCUAAAAUGUCGUUUCUAGUUUCUGCAGCUGGUCAUUGCAGUUAGUUUUAUUUAGUUUUUUUCAGAAGAAGGUGAAUUUGUUAUUAGUAUUUUCAGCAUUUUGCAGAUUUGCGAAAAUCAUAUUUAAGAGAAGAAACUGAAGCCAGAUGUCCCGUUUUAAUUUUUUUAAUCUCUGGCGUUGUAGCGGUGAAAUUCCUCCCAGAUAAUAGAGCCUACGUUUCCCAUAAUGCAACUGGAUACUGUCUGUGGUUGUAUAAUUUAAUUUCUAAAACCUUUAAGGCCAAAUAUAAAGUAGUUAUUUAAAAACCGUUUCCCUAAUUUCCUAAAAAUGCUGUUGUAUUAUUUUUGUUUGAAACAUAAUUUAUAAAAGAAUGAAAACGUGAGAUUAUUUGGGACCAAUUUAAGCAGCAGAUAAAUAAAUCUGACUAAGACGUAGCUGUUUUUUUUUUAUUUUUUAAGAGCACUUGAAACUAGAAUAUUACAACAUUUCAGGCUUUGAUCGGCACAUUUUUGUUUGAAAGGUUCAUCUGUAGUUUUUGUGGGAUUUGUCAGCAAAAAGAAAACAUCCCCAGCUUCACUCUUUGAACGUGCACGUUUGAGAAACUUCUUCUCUGACAAGGUUUAGAAAUUAAAUGAUUUCAAUUUAUUUACAAGUCUGAGUGAGAAAUACUGCAGGAUUGUCCAUUGUUAAUGUUUCCUUGAACUCAUACGGACAUUUUCAUUGGUUAAAACGUCUCUGAGGUAUUUCACAGUCACUGCGAAGCUGAAUAAAGUUUGAGGAUUUAUUGUGCAAACAAGGGUGCAGCAUCAAAUACUCACUGUUUUCAGGUCAUCGCACCAACACAAGGAAACGUUCUUCACGACCCGCAGAGAAAGUUUAAACGUCUGUUAGAACACUAACGAAUAUUUUGGAUCUGAGUUUGUCGAGCAGAAGCCGUUUUAGAAACUCUCACUGUGUGUUUGAGUAACUGUGUCUCUCCUCUAUGUGACUGCAGGUUCCUGAGAGCUGCAGAGUGGCCGGGCGAUUUGAUUGGCUGGUGGAGGGCUCACGCUGAUUGCUGAUUAUUGGUGGUGGGGGAAAAUGAGAGGGGAAAGGGACAGAGAGAGAGGUAGAGGAGGAUAGGGAUGAAAGCGGGGAGGUUUGCAUGUCUGCAUGCUCACGUUUCCAUAAUCGGCAAAGCAUCCUGGGGGACGAAGGUAGAGGAGGUGAUCCCAAAGUUACCGGCACAAAGUCUGAGCCUGAAGAUCUUUAAGAUGGAGAACUGCAGCAACGUUCAGCUGAAUGUACACGUAGCAGUUUAUUAGGUACACCGAGCUAAAACUAAUUUAAACUUUGAUGUUGUAGAGGCCUUGAUCCAUGAGAUCAGAAAAUAAUCCCAAUCGAUUUCUAUAAGACCACAUUAAUUCUCAGUUUCUUAUCAUUAACAUAUUAAAUUGAUGUAGCUGUGCUGAGACACACAUCCAGGAUUAUUUAACACGUAGAAAUUGUUCUUCACUCCAUCAGGCACUGAGUAACGACAGUAGAUAAGUGAUCUGAUCAGACCGUUUACAUCCAAUGAUCUUAACUAAUCAACACAGGUUUGCAGCCACAGUCAUGUUUGUGGGUGUCGGAUUAAAAUCGGCUUAUGUGACGUAGCCUCAGCUUUACCAAGGUGUACCUAAUAAACUGGCAAAAGCAAAACACGACCACGAAGAUGAAGCCGCCGGCAGCAUUUUUAUUAAAACCAGAUGAUGCCGAUGCUGCCGCUGCUUUCCUCCUUCCUGUCUUAAAGGUCUUCUGUCAGAUCUGAUCAGAAUCUGCACCUGCUUCAACGUCUGCAACCAAAAAUUAAACAACUAACAUUUGCUUGAAGGUUGCAGCAAAAAAAUAAAAAAUAAAUAAAAAAAAAAUAAAUUAUCCUUUAAUGACAGAUAUGACCUUCUCAGCUGUCUGUGUUGUGCACUAACAGGGUUUAAUUACAGUUAAUAAGUAAUAAGCAGUUGAUAAAUUAGUCUACUGAGCA
Mugil cephalus (flathead mullet) is the source of this 4648-nucleotide messenger RNA. RefSeq names its product formin binding protein 1-like (gene fnbp1l). Gene Ontology annotation, biological process: signal transduction. Bases 129 to 2015 code for a protein of 628 amino acids. The transcript has 16 exons. Lineage: Eukaryota; Metazoa; Chordata; Actinopteri; Mugiliformes; Mugilidae. The record is from RefSeq and is a predicted model, not a curated record. Gene Ontology annotation, molecular function: protein binding.